AUGACACAGGAGGAAACUUUCAAUCCCAACAACCCCGCGGAAUUUGCCCAGGCUUUGAAACAAUUGAACGAGGCUGAGGUGGCUGCUACAAAACUGGAGAAACUGUUGGACUCGCUCGAAGGUCGUAUGGAUGAGAUAUUAAAGGAAGCUGAGUCAGUGAGCGGCGAACCAGCUGAGGGUGAAAAUUCUGAGAAUAAGUAG
Messenger RNA from Kuraishia capsulata CBS 1993, 201 nucleotides. RefSeq lists its product as uncharacterized. The transcript is spliced from 2 exons. The coding region runs from base 1 to 201 and encodes 66 amino acids. NCBI's taxonomy places the organism in Eukaryota, Fungi, Ascomycota, Pichiomycetes, Pichiales, Pichiaceae. The record is from RefSeq and is a predicted model, not a curated record.